AGAGGACAACUGGAGACUGGAGUGCAUGAUUAUGGAACUGAUUAUAUGGAGAGCAAUGGAGCCUUGCAGAUUCUCACUCAGAUUGGUUUUCAUUCUGAAGGAUCUCAAGCAAAUGUGUAUACUGGUGGUUUGCCUCCCUGGUUAGAAAUGUGCGAUGAAAGUGAGAAAAAUCUUGUUAAUUUUGGAGCAAAUAUGAAUAACCGUGCUCCUUUAGCUCAAAAAGGGAAGUCAAAAAAGUUAAAUCCUAAACGUGUUGGCGCUGCAUGGGCUGAGAAGAGAAGGAUUGAACUUGAGAUGGAGAAAAAAGGGGAGAUUGUCAUGGACAGUGUUGAUGACAAUUGGCUUCCCAAUUUUGGUAGAGUUUGGCAGGCAGGCACUCGCAAGGAAUCUAGAAAAGAAUUCGAGAGGGAAAAUCAUAAAUUGUUCAAAGAUGGCUUGCAUUCAGAAGCAUCAUUCAAGCUACAACCAUAUAUAAGUAAACGCAUGAGCAUAAACCUAAUGUCAGUAGCCCCGACGUCCGAUUCCAGCAGCUGCUGCUUCCACCUCCUCCUUCUAGCCGAUAGUCUUCUCUGUUGGAUUCAACGAACUGCAGGCCUUCCAUAA
This is a messenger RNA of Phalaenopsis equestris, 603 nucleotides long. Its product is annotated as TITAN-like protein. Bases 46 to 603 code for a protein of 185 amino acids. Lineage: Eukaryota; Viridiplantae; Streptophyta; Magnoliopsida; Asparagales; Orchidaceae. The transcript is spliced from 4 exons. The record is from RefSeq and is a predicted model, not a curated record.